GAUGGGAACAACAAUCUUAGCUUUGCAGCAGAGCAAAAACAUAUAUCCCUGGACACAGAUGAAACACAACUUCUGCAUCAUUACACGUAAUUCACCCCGUUUAUUUUAAAUGUUGUCCGGGUAAAAAAGUUAUUCAAGUGGCGGUCGCGAUUUGCCCGGCGCUAACUUGUGGGAUUAGUUUGCACGCUGCCUGACAGCGGAGGUUGACUGCGGUGGGAUGGGCUGUGAGGUGUUCAAGAUGGCGGCGCCCUGUGGAGUGCAGCUACUUUAACAGAGGUGCCUGGAGACCGUGUUGGUGGGUGGCCCCAGGAGUCCUCCAGGCAGGUGGGGACGGACACCGCGAGAGAGACGCUGCCUCCACCCCCAGCACUGCCACCACCAUGGCCAGGGAGCAGCCGAACGUGGGGGACCUCCUCCCGCUCCUUGAGACCUCCGACCUCCAGCAGCUAGAAGAGAUCCGAGGCCUCAUCAACGAGCAGCUCAGCACUGAGCGAGGGUCCAUGCUGCUGAACGGGCUGGUGGACUACUUCUUGGAAACAAACUCUGCCCAGGCCAUGCAUAUCCUCUCCUCAGUCAGAGAGCCACAUGAUAAGCACCUUCUGGACAAGAUGAAUGAGUGUAUGACCAAACAGGCCUGUCGUCUGCCCACCCUCACCCUGCUCGGCCACGUGAUCCGCAAGCAGCCGUCCUGGAUCCACAAGAUCGCUCGAUACCCUCUGCUGCUGUCGCUGCUCAAAUGCCUCAAGACGGAUACGGACGUAGUGGUCCUGAUAACCGGAGUGCUGGUGCUGAUCACUCUGCUACCCAUGAUCCCUCAAGCCGGGAAGCAACACCUGUGGGAGUAUUUCGACAUCUUCGGCCGCCUGGCGUCUUGGAACCUGAAGAAUCCUGGGCACGUUUCGGAGGUUUAUCUAAUCCACCUGCACGCCAGCGUCUACUCACUCUUCCACCGUCUCUACGGCAUGUACCCUUGCAACUUUGUGUCCUACCUGCGCUCCCAUUACAGCAUGAAGGAGAACAUGGAAACUUUUGAGGAAGUAGUGAAGCCGAUGCUUGAACACGUUCGUAUCCACCCAGAGCUAGUGACAGGAACCAAGGACCAUGAGCUUGACCCCACCAGAUGGAAAAAGUACGAAAUCCACGAUAUCGUCAUUGAAUGUGCCAAAGUGUCUCUUGACCCCAAGGAGGCCUCCUGUGAGGAGGGCUACGCCAACAUGCCUGAAAACUUUUACCCCCAAGUCCACCUGCGACCACAAGACUGCACUUCCAGCCCCUACACAGACCUCCACAGCAGCUACGGAAGCUCUUCUUCGACCCCGUUCUCGACUCCACGGCAGCCGCUACCCCCGCCCCUGUCCUUGCCCCCCUUCUCAGGGACGCAGUCCUCGCCCCGCAGCCCACAGACCUCCAGACGGCAGAACUCCACCUGUGAACUCAACUCUUCCUCUGGGGGGAAGGACCCUCUGUGGAGCCCCUCCUCGUUGUGUGGCAUGGCCACGCCCCCUUCCUCCAGAGGCAUGUCGCCCAACCUGGAGCUCUCCCACAGUGCCUCACACCUUCCCGGCCGCUUCCAAUGCACAUCAGGAGGAAAAGGAACGCCUGCCUCCAGCACUCCAGCCACCUCUUCCCCACCGCCCACCCUAUCAGAUGACUUCCCCAUAAUCUCCUUACCAGCCAACACAGUCCAAUCCAGUCCACCAAGAAAGGAUCGCCGACAUGGAGAAAGUGGUAAGCCUGCACUGGUGCGACAGGAACCAGUGAAAGACACAGAGAAGAGUGCGGACGUAGCCGCACACAGAGAUGCGGGCGCCGCGGAGAGCGUCUCCAUGACUUUGACGGAGCUGUCGGUCUUCAUGAAGAAACAGGAGCUGGAGCUUCAGCUGAGAACGGAGAAAGAGAGGGAAGAGGCUGCCAUCACCGAGGAGCUGCUGAAGAUCGAGGAGACACAGGAGCUGUCGGGUUUGAGGGGCUUCGACUCCCCGUUCUAUCUCACCACAGAGACUCUGACUGGCUGUCAGGCACAAGACGAGACCUUCUCCGACACCCAGUCUGGAGGGCCCGGCAGGGACACCCGACAUGUGGCAUCGACGCCGGACAAAGGGGAGACCACCGCGAGUACCAGCGGCGCAGGGAGUGACCGAGGAGGAGGUGGAGCAACAGGGGACAGCCGGAGUUCGGCCCUCGGCCUCGAGCAGUCCUGGUCCUUCCAGUCAGGGUUCACCCCCAUCGAGCACCACCUGCACUGGAGCCCCUCGGCCCCGGGCGACGACAUCGUGGCUAAGUUCGGGAUGUUCUCCCCGAGCCCGUGCGGUAAGACCCCGGCUCCGGUGCCCUACGAGUCGUUCUUCGACCUGGCCCUGCCCAGGGCGGCCUCGCUCUUCGUGGGCCAGAAGACGUCGGAGGCGGUGCACAAGGCGGCGCUGGAGAGGCUGUUGCAGCGGGAGGAGGGGCUGGAGGACGGGGAGGAGGAAGGGGUAGCGACCGCUUCGCCACUGGAGGUGCUGGAUCGCCUUGUUCAGCAGGGCAGCGACACCCAUGAUAAAGUUCUCAAGAGAUUACCUUUGCCAAGUAAGUCAGCUGACUGGACGCACUUUGGAGGCUCGGCUCCGCUGGACGAGCUUCACACGCUGCGCAGCCAGCUGCUCCUGCUGCACAACCAGCUGCUGUACGAGCGCUACAAGAGGGAGCAGCACGCCGUCCGCAACCGACGCCUCCUCCGACGCAUCAUCAACGCCACCGCACUGGAGGAGCAGAACAACGCUAUGAAGGACCAGCUGAACCUGCAGAGUGUGGACAUCGAGUCUCUGAGGGAGAGUCUGCAGGUGGAGCAGCAGCGGUACAGGCAGCUGUGGGACGACCGGGAGACGGUGGUGACGAGGCUGCACAAUCAGAUCAGACAGCUGCAGCAGGGGCGGGACGACUACUACACCAAGAACCAGGAGCUCCAGAGCAAGCUGCAGGAGUGUCAGAAGAGGAUCGAUGAACUGGAGGCGGAGCUUCAGAGGGCCAACAACAAAGUCUGCCACACUGGUCACCUCCUCAACCAGAUGUCUAUCAAGCUGAGCAACAGUGAGAGCACCCAGCAGCAGAUGAGCUUCCUGAACAAGCAGCUGCUGCUCCUCGGGGAGGCGCAUAAGCUGUCCAUGCAGGAGUUACCUCACGCGGGCGCCAACAACGAUACGAAGGAGGCCCAGAUGCUGAAGUUGUCUUAUGGGAAAGAGGUGGAGACGCUGAGGCAGAGCCUGCUGGUUCAGGGUCAGAAACUGGAUGCAGCGCAGCAGAGAGUCGGCGAGCUGGAGACGCACCACUCCAAGAAGGAGCACCUCAUCACCGAGCAGAAGAAGUUCCUCGAGGACGUGAAGUGUCAAGCGAAGGCGGAGCUGCAGGCCUCAGACAGCAGGUAUCAGGCUCAGAGGAGAAUCACUCAGCUGCUGCAGACUGAACUCCUGCAGCUCUACAGCAGAGUGGAGACGGAGGCUCCGGCCGGCACCGGCAGCAGUUCGCCACCAGGGGGCAGCGCUGACCCACACGACUCCAGUGUUAUGGUGCCAGGUGGACAACUUCACACCAACGAAGAAGUGGUCAGUAGACCACCACACGACACCCCUCGGGGCAACGACAGCACUUUAUCGUCACGGCAACCAAAGGCGAACAACUCUUCCAAGACCACGGCCAGCUCUCUCAGCGGCAGCCAGGACCUGGCCCCGCCCCGGCUGGUGGAGCCCUGCCUGUCCGGUCCCUACGCCAAAUCGCUGGCGCCCCUGCCCCUCUCCGGCGCGCCGCUCACUGUGGGCUCCUACCCCAGCGCCAAGAGCUUCCUGGGCAUGAGGGCCCGCGAGCUGUUCCGCAACAAAAGUGAGAGCCAGUGUGACGAGGAGGAGCAGCCGCCGUCGCUCCUGGCUGGCCUCGCCCACGGCCUGAAGACUGAGCUGUGCGUGGAGCCGCCCUGCCCGGGUUACAUCGCCCCCGUCGGCCCGUCACAUUCCCCCGUCCCGGCCUCUGCUCCCGCUCCUGCCACCCCUCUCACUGUGCCCACCAAGGAGCCCCCCUCCGAGCCCAAGCAGCGGGCCUCCAGCCAGGAAAGCCCCCGCAGGAAGGCAGGGUCGGGUGGAGGGCGGGCCCAGGCGGGUUCAGGGCGCCCCCGGCAGCAGCAGUUAAAGAUCAUGGACUACAACGAAACACAUCACGAGCACAGUUAGAGACAUCGGACUGAGCCGGGACGCAGGUCCAGAGACGAGUUUAACGACGGAGAAGAGCUACAAGUCAGCGAAAAGAGUAACAUGUCAGCAACUCUUUGGAUUUCAGUGUUAUUUGUUCCAUUCCUCUGAGUGGGCAACAGGAUUUCCCACAAUGUUUUUCUACUUUUUUUCAUUACCCACUGAUGGUUUUUGACACGGUGACAGGGAUACAAAAUGGAUUUGAUGUUACCAGUGAAGAUGCUAGUCUUAUGAAUUUGAUUAUGAGACAGACGGCUUAAAACAACGCCGAACAGUGAUCAAAAGUGAUCAAUAACUUACAUGUGACACGGGGGAGCCUGACGUUUCGAAGGGUCAGUUCAUCCAAACUGCAAAACAUCACACCUGGCUCACGUAUCGGCCAUUACGGAUAGUUUUUCUUUAAUUUGUCCAAAACGUGAGAAAUCGCUCUGAGAUUUCUGCCUGCACAGCUGGCACAAUGGAAGUGAAUGGCGGCUGGUUUUGUGGUGCUCGCAGGCAUUGAACGAUCAUUAAAAUAAAAACACUUUCUGAAACGGUGUCACUGUAACUUUGGAUAAUUAACAAACCAAAGUUUUCUUUGGCACUACUUUCUACUAAAGAAUGGUCCCUUUUGAUGGGGACAAGACGGUUUCCAUAAAUACAAGUUUGGUUGUUAUAAUGUUAAAAUGUGAUCUGUAAAUGCCUGUUGGCACCAGCCAUUAAAGCCAACUCCAUUGUGUUACAUGUGGAGAUGGGAAUCUCCAAGACAUAUCUCAACAUUUGGACAAAUAUAACUGAAACUUAGUAGGAAAAUGUUAAAAAUGUCAGUUUAGGUUGUACCUGCCCUUUGAAACCAAAUCCGUUAUCAACACCAUUAACAUCAGAGGAGCAGGAGUUAUAAUUUGUCAUGAUCAUCUGUUCGGAGCAAUUUGGCGUCGACCGCGGGGACCGAAAUAUGUUUUUGAUGUCAAGAAAUGCAUGUUGAGCGUUGCAUCAGAGCGAUGGAGGUGAUGAGCACGUGGAGGUGUUUAAAUCUGUGGAAACCUUGGGAGUGGACUCAUUGGGGGGGGAAACAAACAGGGGAGAAUGUGUUUAUUGUUUGCGACUGGAAAGCGCAUCGGCGAUGCGUUGGUUCUGGCAUUUCAGCAACGGUGCAUUGAGUAAAGCACUUGAAAAAAUUAGGAACUGAUGAAAAUUGUAUGCUUUUUUUUCCCACAAUCUGUUGUACCUUUUUUUUUUUAAUAUAUAUUAUUUUGGAUUUAUUUAGCCAUGAAGUACAUAUCCUAAAUUUGAAUCGGACCUUGCAAGUGACACGAGCCCAAGCGUAAAAAAAAAAGAAAAGAAAAUCAUGUUUUUCUGUUCUGGACGACCACCCGACGGCUUCGAAGUGCCAUGCAAACAUUUGUGUUCUGGCUGAAUUCAAACAUCUUGAACAGAAGUGUUGUUUUCCUCGUGCUGCGUGUACACUCAGCUGGGACAGCGUGGAAAACAAAACAUUGUGUCCAAUCAUGUUCCUUUGUGCAGGUCUGAGAAAACAGGGAGUGUCCUCUGAGUCUUAGAAGUAAACCGCGGCAUCGAAAGCCGUCUAAAUCCUGUUGUCCACCGGGAACUCCUGCUGUCACUUCCUUUUGCCUCGCUAUCUAAAAGCAUGUUCAACAAUCCACUUUAAAUGCCAACCGCAGUAACUACCGCAAACCAAGAGAGAAGGUACAAUCAGCACAAACUGAGAAACCAGGACUCUGACCGGAGCUGGAGAAUCUGGGAUCAAAUGUCGAGAGAAAAAAAAAAAAAAGGAAGUUCUUAAAGCAGUGGCUUGUGUUUAACUGUGAACAAUAAAGAUCGUCUUCAAUGUUUUGCACUACAA
Cyclopterus lumpus (lumpfish) is the source of this 6060-nucleotide messenger RNA. RefSeq names its product TSC complex subunit 1b (gene tsc1b). Gene Ontology annotation, biological process: regulation of cell cycle; negative regulation of cell population proliferation; negative regulation of TOR signaling. The record is from RefSeq and is a predicted model, not a curated record. The transcript is spliced from 22 exons. Lineage: Eukaryota; Metazoa; Chordata; Actinopteri; Perciformes; Cyclopteridae. The coding region runs from base 381 to 4199 and encodes 1272 amino acids. Gene Ontology annotation, cellular component: TSC1-TSC2 complex.